This is a messenger RNA of Plasmodium cynomolgi strain B, 3864 nucleotides long. RefSeq lists its product as hypothetical. Lineage: Eukaryota; Apicomplexa; Aconoidasida; Haemosporida; Plasmodiidae. The record is from RefSeq and is a predicted model, not a curated record. The coding region runs from base 1 to 3864 and encodes 1287 amino acids. The transcript has 2 exons.
AUGAGCAAACUUAAAAGACUCAUUCCAGCAAGAGGCCUAAAAACAUCUGCCAAACAUCUCACCUAUGACCACUUCAUCUUUAACUUCGAUGAUGUAGAAAAUUUAAAAAAGCUAAAAGAACUAAACACAGAACCAUUGGUGGUACAAACACAAACAAAGAAGGACAAAUAUGAACACAUUUUAGAUCAAAGUAAAUUAAAAAAAACAAGAAAAUUGCUCAUUUUGAUUCGAAAAAAAUUGAUAAACUAUGAACAGACACCGCUGAAUAGAUUCUACUUCAUAUUCUAUAAAAAUGUGGACUGUCUCUCCGAGGCCGAAGUGAUCGAUUUGUUGUACUUGGCCAUACGCAACAGAAAAUAUUAUGCGCAGCAAGGGGGUGUAGAGAGCGGCUUUGACAUAGAGACUGGUGGUCUCUGUGACGGAGGGAACAACUCUAUCAUCAGGGAGGGAAGCCAUUUUAGUAGGAACAACGUACAAGACAUUUCUGAUCAUGUCUACACCAAUGUAGGUGAUACGAAAGAUAUCGCCAUACAUACCUGGGAGAAUGGUCACCUUGGGGGGGACAAUCAGAAAGAAAAUAAAGGCUGUGCACCAAGGGGAGAAGACCACGAAUGGGUUGACGAUGCAAUUAAUGGUGAAUGUUCUCGUAUGAAAUGUAAACAGGGUGGAUCCAUUGCACAGAGUGGGACUGACAAUUGGAUGGUGGCUAUGGAAGAGGAUGGAGUGGAUCCCAGAAAUGAUCAUAAGUACACUCAAAAAAGUACCAAUUUUAGGCGUCGAAAUGUCGAUUACGUGCUGAGGCUGCUGUCCUCACUGAGGAACUCGCUAAGGGAAAGAAAAAUUGUCAUAGAAAACACGAUGACCUUGCUGGAUGUGUACAAAUUGUCGUACUGUUUGCGCCACUACAGAAUGGUAGAGGGGGACAGUUUCAUAGUAGCGUACAUCUGCGGUUUCCUAAAAAAAGAAAUCAGUCACAUAAAUCAAAACAGGAGCGGCUACGAAAUAAGAGACGAUGAGCAGCUGAACAUUCUGCUAAACAUCCUCAUCAUACAUCACAAAAAAUUGAAGGGGCAUUUUUUUAACCUGCUAUAUGACUACCUAUUUGCAGUGUUCAAAAGGGGAAUCUUCAACCUGUCUUGCAAGAAUAUUUGCCUACUACUACAAGUGAAUAAUUUCCAGAACGACGCAAUGAGGGGUACCCACCUAUUUGACCUACUCACGGACCGCCUCGCCAACACAUCCGAAGUAACUUCGCAAAAGAUUCAAAAUGUACACCUCCUAUCUUUGCUACUGCUCCGCUAUGACUACUCCAAAAGGUACUCCAGUGAAACGUACGACAAAUUUGUGGAAAUAGUUUAUCAUAUGUAUUCUUACCUGAGGAAGAAUAUGAAUAACUUAUUAGGGAAUAAAAAAAGAGAAAACCUUUUGAAUGUCCGUUUUUUAAGAACCUUUUCGCUAGCUCUCUCUCUGAUAGGAAACAACCUCCAUGUGAAUGAUGAGUUGUGCUUGUUCGUACUUUACCUUGUGACCAAUCCUGAGCAGACACUCACCAUCCAUGACUACAUUGAUUUGUUAAAAAUCUCCCAUUUUUAUAACUUCCAAAAUGAGCUACAUUUUAGCAGGAACGCUCUCUACUGUGAAAAAAAGACGUGCUUCUACAUCUAUGGCGGUGUGUGGGGGGACCAGCAGGGGUACCUCCCCCUCAACUGGGAAAGGUUAUCAAGUUACGUUUACGAAUGCUUAAAGGUGAUAUAUUCCUUUGAAGAGGAAGGAAGAAAUUGGAUUGGCUCCCCUGGAGAGGAUCUCGAGAAGGAAAGGCAGAUGAUAGGCACGUCCAACGGGAUAGACAUCAAAAAGGAACCGCAUGUGGAUCCCCCACCCAUGGCAGAUAUUAAUAAACCCUUUGCGCUUACAGAGGUACCCACACCAAAGGAUAACCUCGAAACGUACCUUCUGAAAGGACACCCAAAAGAUGGGCAAAGCGGUGCCGUUGAAAACGCCUUUCGAGUGAAACCACCCGCACAGUGCCUAAACAAGCAGAAGGCGGUAAAGAAGAACAAAAGCUACUACAUGCAUAUUUUGGACAUCCUACCAUCCAUGCAAAACGACUCAAGUAACAAACCUUUUUAUAAACACCUGCUGCGAUUAUUUCAAAGAGACGUGGGGAAUUUUAAUCUACACGUGUUCGACUUAGACAAGAUCCUAUUCACGUAUAGUCAGCUGAACAUUAAGAAAGAGGACCUCCCUUUGCAUAUUCUAAACUUACUAGAAAGGGUGAAAGAAAAUAUUAUGAGGAAGGAUCACCCCUUGGAAAAAGAAAGGUACCUUCUUCAUUCUCUCUGUAACAUACUUCUGACGAUGGCUGAAUUGAACCUCCUUCCAAUCGUGGACCUAAAAAUUUUCGAGAAAAAGGUCCUUACGCAUAUCCAUUUAUUAAAUGUCAGUACUAUUCUCACUCUGAUACAGUACUACAUUUUGAAGGGAGCAGGGACGAACGGGAUAAGUGCACACACAAACACGAUUACGUUACUGGCUCUGCACUAUGUUAAGAGGAAGUACCUUCUCUCGAGGGAUGGUACAGAUGGAGAUGCAGCCCAAUUUGAGGAUCUAAAGAGGGAUGUGAAUUAUCCCAUCAUAGAGCCUUAUCUACACCAAAUGGAUAGUCAUAAUGGGAAAGAGGCUUCCACGGGGGAAUACCAAAUGGGGGAAGAGUUUAGCCGAAAGGGAAACCCUUCCUGUGGUCCCAAAACCGAUGCAGUGGAAAAGGAAAGCAGUUUUUGUGUCCCCUUUGAAAAGAUAAACGAAGACGAUUUGUACGAAUUUCUACUUCUAAGAUUUGUGUUCAUCCAUCUCGUCACCCAUACGAGCCUGUUUCACGAUAACAUCAAAUAUCACCAUGGGGAGGAGAGGCACUACCGCACCAUGGUAAAUAACCUUAACAGAAUUGUCCUUCACCUGAAGACUGAUUUCUCCGACAUGUUGUUGGUUGGUCUGACGGAUGGUGUCAUUGUAGACGGUGGUGAUGACGUGCGGACUCCCCAAGAAAGGGGCCCCUCAAGUUGGCAAAAUAUCCGAAGGGACAGCGAAGAAGCAGAAAGGAGGAUUCUACCCAGCUGUGCAGCCCACGGAGUUGAAAAUGAGCGCAUCACAGGCCCCCCAAACCAAAAUAACAUCCUUAGCCGCUCGAAUUUUAUCCUACUCUCCAGCUACGUGAUGUUCAUCCUUAAGCAUGACCUGAAUUUUCUCACGAAUGACCGGAUUUUCCACGAAGCAGUGGCCAUGCAGCAUUUCUUUGUUAAGAACUUCAAAAGCUUGUACUACAAUUACAAAUACUCAUUUGUCUAUCGCAAAUUAAUGCUUUCAUUAAUUUUUGAUAUGAGGAGAAAAAGUUCCAUGAGGAUGAAUUGCCCUUUAAAUGCGCUCAAGAACAGCCCAAGUGACAUGGAAAAAAUGAACAUAAAUGAGUACACACAGAUAUUAAGGCUGUUUAGUGCUCUGUGUGCAGAGGAGGGAAUGGAGGGAAACGCCUUUUACAGCUACUUAACACAAAACUGUGUGCAAAUGUCUAGCUCGCAGCAGUCGCAGCAGUCCCAGCAGUCCCAGCAGUAUGACAUUAUACUGAAUCGUCACUUAAUUUACGACAUGAACAACAGCGAAAUUGUCAGCGUUCAUUUGAAUGUCCCUUUUUUUAACUACAUUAUUCCGAUGCUCAUAGAAACGAAAGCCCUUUCUGUGGCUGUGCAGGUGAUUUUCAGCCCCAGGGAAAAUGUAGACACGUAUGCAACACUGUUCAACGUUAUGUGGGCGUUCUUAAAAAGUUAUAAUUAUGACGUGAUACUGAUGAAGAGAAGAGGGGAAGCGUAA